Plasmodium yoelii is the source of this 828-nucleotide messenger RNA. Its product is annotated as fam-a protein. The transcript has 6 exons. Lineage: Eukaryota; Apicomplexa; Aconoidasida; Haemosporida; Plasmodiidae. The record is from RefSeq and is a predicted model, not a curated record. Bases 1 to 828 code for a protein of 275 amino acids.
AUGAAUAAACCUUAUAUUCAAAUUGUUUUAUUUCUUUUAAAUGUCUCCAUAUAUGUGAAUAAUAAAACCCUUGCAACCGAGCCUGCUCCAGGAACAUCUACACCACCCGAAUCAAUAUCUGAGUCAAUACAGCAUUAUUCUACUCCAGAAGAAAUAUAUGAAAAAAACAAGCACUUAUUAUGUACCAAUCCAGAAGAAACUAUACAAGCAGGCGAAGUUAUGAACGAAGCUGUAUCACAAUUAGAAUACCAUGCUACAAGUAUAGAUGAUUAUGAAUUUUGUAAUAACAAUACUGAUAGUAGUAUGCUUUUUUAUAACAAAAAAUAUCAAGGCUAUAUAAAUAUUGAAAAAAUCCAUUUUAAAGUUGAUGAUCCCAAUAAUUAUAAUGAAAUAAUAAACAUGUUAUGGGAUCCCGAUUGUGCCAUUUUUUUCAAUAUGGGAUUUGUUAAAAUUACCCGUGUGUACAAUCCAAAUUUAGUAAUGAUACAACAACGUUACAAAAAAAAAAUUGGACUUCGCCAGAGAUAUUUUUAUGCUUUAAUUACAAAGGUUGAAAUAUCAGAAAACAAAGCUAUAGUAGUCAUGACUUCAGCAAAUAUAAAUGAUCACAACCCUUCCAAUGAAACAUAUAUAAACGAAAUUGUAAAAAGUGCAAAUUUAUUCAAAACUGACAUUGAUUCUGAAGAAGAUAUUAGAAAAGGAAAAUUAAAAAAAACGUUUGUUAACUUAAUUGGAUACCUCAUUGAAAAGAGAGACAGAUAUAUUCAUGUCGUCUAUAUCGACGCUAUUGAUGGCCAUGGGUACAGUUUCCUAAAUGUAUUAUUGUAA